AAUCAGACGCAAGUUCAAUAGUCUUAUCGAGAUCGAGCUACUGACAUCCUACCCUGUCUUAUCUUGUUUAGUUUUUUCUAUUUCUACUGUGUGGGUCAUCCUUUUACUUCUUCAAACAACAAUUCUACCAAACUAUACUUUCUUUUCUGACAAGCAAAUAAAGUAUCUCAGUUAGUAAGGAGCAAUAAAUAGCGGUCAAAGACGUGGAACCGAUCCAAAGGCGAGAAAGACAAAGUCAAUUUAAAUUUCCACUUCUUCCUCGUAUUAUUCAUCUUUCGCUACAUAUAAAAGACGACAAUUUAAAUAAUUUGCCAACAUGCCUGCUGGACUCGAACAAGUAUCUUUCUACUACGGUUUGGGGAGAAUCACUAAAAGACACUUCAACGAUUUACGCAAUUUUUCGAUCGUUUGUGGUAAUACCAGUCCUGUUCGAAAAUCAACUGAUAAUCAUCUUCGAAACAUACUUCAAUGUUGUUCGCCUAAUUAUUCUGGAUUUAUUAAGGAUUCCUCAAGAACGAUAAAAAGAACUUAUUUAUCGAUAUCAUCGCAAACUAUUAUUGAGAAGAAACGAAUUAUAUUAGAACGAAACAUGCCUUACGCAGUUGACAUUUAUCAUACACAAGUUUCAAAUUUGGUGACGCGUGUAGCAGAAGCUUUGAAUAAUGGAUACGACAGCAUUGGUAAAAUUCCAUUAUUGAAUGUACCAAAUAUAGCUCUUUCACCAAAAAUUCGUUCUUACAUCGAGGAAUGUGCUAGUCUAUGCUUACCCAAGGACAUUUACAUAUGCAAUGGAAGUGAAACGGAAUAUGCUGAAUUAUUAAAACUUCUGGAAAAAAAUAAAACUAUCCAACCUUUACCAAAAUACGAAAACUGUUGGUUGGCCAGAACGAAUCCAGCUGAUGUAGCUCGCGUAGAACGUUGCACGUUUAUUAGUACGGAAAAUAAAAAUGAAACAAUACCAACACCUAAAGAAGGUAUUGUUGGUGAACUUGGAAAUUGGAUGUCACCUGAUAACAUGGAAAAAGCUAUUCUUGAACGAUUUCCGGGUUGCAUGAAAAAUCGAACGAUGUAUGUGAUACCAUUUAGCAUGGGACCAAUAGGAGCCCCACUUUCCAAAAUAGGUAUAGAAAUAACGGAUUCUCCUUACGUUGUUUGCUCGAUGAAGAUCAUGACGAGAAUGGGUACAAAGAUAUUGGAAAUACUUGGCAAUAAUGACUUCGUUAAAUGUUUACAUUCGGUUGGUACACCUAAAACGGAUUCUAAAGUAACCGUGUAUCCUUCUUGGCCAUGUGAUCCAGAAAGAACAAUUAUUCUUCACAAGCCUGCAAAAAACGAAAUAGUAUCGUAUGGUAGUGGUUAUGGGGGUAACUCUUUGCUUGGUAAAAAAUGUCUCGCGUUAAGAAUUGGAUCAACGAUUGCUAGAGAUGAAGGAUGGCUUGCAGAACACAUGCUGAUAUUAGGAAUCACCAAUCCAAAUGGUAAAAAACGUUACAUAGCCGCUGCGUUUCCAAGUGCCUGCGGUAAGACCAACUUGGCAAUGAUGAAACCAACACUUCCGGGUUAUAAAAUUGAAUGUGUGGGUGAUGACAUCGCUUGGAUGAAAUUUGACAAAGAAGGUAGGCUUCGUGCUAUCAAUCCAGAGUAUGGAUUCUUUGGGGUAGCUCCAGGAACAAGCAUGGAAACCAAUCCCAAUGCUAUGAUGACGAUCUUUAAGAAUACUCUUUUUACAAAUGUUGCUUCUACGAGUGACGGUGGUGUAUUUUGGGAAGGAAUGGAAAAAGAUAUUGAUGGUAACGUUGAGAUUACCGAUUGGAGAUAUAACAAAUGGAACAGAGAUUCAAAAACUCCGGCUGCUCAUCCUAAUUCAAGAUUCUGUACACCUGCUCGACAAUGUCCGAUAAUUGAUCCAGCUUGGGAAGAUCCAAAUGGGGUACCAAUCGAUGCGAUACUUUUUGGUAGUCGUAGACCAGAGGGUGUCCCAUUAAUAUACGAAUCUCGAAAUUGGCAACAUGGUGUUUUCAUUGCAGCCUCGAUGAGAUCCGAAGCAACAGCUGCUGCAGAAUAUAAGGGUAAAAUAAUCAUGCACGAUCCAUUCGCAAUGAGACCAUUUUUCGGUUACAAUUUUGGACAUUAUGUCAAUCACUGGUUGAACAUGGCUAAUGUGAAAAAUGCCAAAUUACCUAUUAUCUUUCACGUUAACUGGUUUAGAAAAAAUAUUCGAGGACAAUAUCUCUGGCCAGGAUACGGUGAUAAUUCUCGUGUUUUGGAUUGGAUACUUCGUAGAAUAGAGAAUGAAAAUAUAGCCAGAGAUUCUCCGAUUGGUUUCAUACCAAAAAUUGACUCACUUAAUCUGAAAAAUUUAAAGGAAGACAUCGAUCUAGAGGAAUUGUUUAGAAUACCCAAAUCCUUCUGGCAAAAAGAAGUGAAAGAUUUGAGAAAGUACUUCGAUGAACAAGUUGGUAAUGAUCUUCCGCAAGCUAUUUUAUCUGAGCUUGAUAAUCUUGAAAGAAAUAUUAAUAAUAUUUAAGAUCAAUUUUAUGAUCUUGACUUGACUGAAAUAUUGAAAAAUUCA
This is a messenger RNA of Polistes dominula (European paper wasp), 2572 nucleotides long. RefSeq names its product phosphoenolpyruvate carboxykinase [GTP]. The record is from RefSeq and is a predicted model, not a curated record. Gene Ontology annotation, biological process: propionate catabolic process; response to lipid; gluconeogenesis. Gene Ontology annotation, molecular function: GTP binding; phosphoenolpyruvate carboxykinase (GTP) activity; manganese ion binding. Gene Ontology annotation, cellular component: cytosol. NCBI's taxonomy places the organism in Eukaryota, Metazoa, Arthropoda, Insecta, Hymenoptera, Vespidae.